Molecule: messenger RNA, 558 nt
Organism: Eruca vesicaria subsp. sativa (arugula)
Lineage: Eukaryota; Viridiplantae; Streptophyta; Magnoliopsida; Brassicales; Brassicaceae
Source: the annotation of a GenBank genome assembly
AUGUCUCCAAACGUUCUCCGGUGGAUUAGCCUCGUGGCUCUUAUAUGGCUUCAAUCUAUCAACGCCACCAACUUGAACUUCCCUGCUUACUCUUCACAGCUCAAAGAGUUUCUCUCAAUCUCUCAGUUUCAACUCAACUACCUCUCUUUCGCCUCCGACGCCGGAAAAGUCCUAGGUUUCAUCUCCGGCAUCGCUGCCGUCCAUCUUCCUUUACCACUCGUCCUCCUCGCCGGAGGUUCUUUAGGUUUCGCCGGCUACGGUCUCCAGUAUCUAUCCAUCGUCAAAAAGAUGUUCACGUUACCGUUUUACCAGAUAUGGGGCCUGAGUUUCUUGGCCGGAAACAGUAUCUGCUGGAUCAACACCGCUUGUUUUAUAGUCGCGCUCAACAGUUUUCCGGUGAACCGUCAAGUGGCCGUAGGGAUCAUAAUGAGUUAUCAAGGUUUGGGUGGCAAAAUCUACGCCGAGAUAGUCCACACAUUCUUCUACUCGUCUCAACGUGAAGCCGCCUCUGGUUAUCUUUUGCUCAACUCUAUAGUUCCUUUGGCCGCUUUCUCCUAA